This is a messenger RNA of Notolabrus celidotus (New Zealand spotty), 1991 nucleotides long. It is a transcript of the gene znhit2, whose product is annotated as zinc finger, HIT-type containing 2. The coding region runs from base 192 to 1931 and encodes 579 amino acids. The transcript is spliced from 2 exons. NCBI's taxonomy places the organism in Eukaryota, Metazoa, Chordata, Actinopteri, Labriformes, Labridae. The record is from RefSeq and is a predicted model, not a curated record.
GACUGAGAAGAAAAUACAGGGAAAAAGGAAAAGCUGCUUUCCGUCACUGACGUCAUCAACAUGCGACGGUUUGGCGCGACUGCUGGCUUACUACUCGAAACGUUGGGGUUGUUGCUGGUGCUGGAAAGCCACCAUCUUUGGAUUAACUGCAUUUCCCUCUGCGACAACAUUGCGGUCAAGUUCAGCCAGUGAUGAAUCCAGUAAUUAGACGGAGACUUCCUCUGUCAGUGCGGAGUCUUCUGACAGACAUUGGUCCGAAAGAGGAAUGGACAGAGACAGAGCCCGACACGGUGAACAGAGAUGGGAUCCUGCUUCCUUCCAGAGGAGCUGCUUCGGGACAAGAGGAGCUUCUUACACCAGCAAGGACACAAGAGGAAAAGACUGCAGAGGAUGAUAGCAAUACAAGGAGAAGUGCAGUCUGCAUGCUGUGUAAAUGUAAACCUGCUUGUUACACCUGCCCAAGAUGCAACCUGCAUUACUGUGGCUUGGCUUGCUACCAAAGCCAAGAGCACUCUGUAUGCUCUGAGGACUUUUACAAGGAGUCUGUUCUACAGGAGCUGAAGGAUAUGGGGAAAACUGAAAGUGAGGGGAGAAAGAAAAUGCAGGAGGUUCUUUUGGGACUCAGACAAAAAGCGGAGAGGACGGAUGGAGGGAUGGAAACUUUAUUAAAAGAAGCUGGUGUUCUCUCAGAGGACACAGACGAAGGAGAAGGAGAGGCAACAGGGAAAGUGCAGGUGGUUGAGCUCUUGUCCCGGUUAGCAGAGCUUCAACAGUCUGGAGAGGGGACUGAAACUGAGAUUGAGGCUAUUUUAAAGAAACUUGAAAAGAUUGGAGAAGGAGAAGACCUGCUUCCCGGGGACAUAGAUGAGGACCCUGAAGGUGCAGAAGGGGAGCUGGACUUGGCUGAUCGGCUUUCAGGGCUUGAUAUUGACAAACUGGGUGAGGAGGAACUGUGGGAGCUUCUCAACAGUAAAGAGAAAGAUACAUUUAUGGGUCUGAUGAAGGAUGGAGCUCUUGGAAGGCUGGUCUGCCUGUGGAAGCCUUGGUGGGAGGAGCAUGAGGAGGGUGGGAGAUCCCUGGUGGAGGUGCUUGAAGAAGAAAUGAGCAAACAGGGUAAAGAGCAUGCAGGCUUGGUAGAGCAGCAGGAGAGUGCUAAUAAAGCUCAAGAAGUGGUUCAGAAUCAGGGAAAAACUGCUUCAAAGUUGAGAAAGAAUAAAGGAGAAAAGAGAAAGGACAUAAGCAAGAGCAAGGGAAGUUCAACAGUUCGAAGCAUCCCUUCAAUUUCAGCAAAAAUACCAAAGCUGAGCUCCUUGUGUGCAAAUCCAUCUCCCUUAGUUUGCUACGGUUUGGUCAAUGCGCUCUAUGGCUACACUUUCACCCUGUCUCUCUUCAACAAUGACACGGAUUCAAUGAUGUUUGAGUUCUGUGACAUGACUCUUGCUCUUUCUGAGGCACUGAACUCUAACAGGGUGUUCAGCUCCCUCCAGGAGGCCUUAGACGGUGGGGAAACACUCAUUUUGGAUGGAGGUUACCUGGAUAAGGAAGAUCCUCUUGCCCCAGCCAGGGCGGUGGAAGCCGCGGCUCACGUCAUGACCGGCAGGAACAGGAAAGAUGCUUCAGGAUACUGCCUGGCAGCCUUGAGUCAGCUUCGUUCAGUACUCUCAAAGGCCAGAACAACCCUGUCUAAAGAGGAAGAAGAAGGAGCAAAGAGACAGAAGUAUUUCCUGGCAACAAAGAAAUGUGAAUUCUUUCAAGCCUGGGUUCUGGACAAUGAAAACAGGAUUCGCUCACUUGCUAUUGAGUUGUGGACUGAACACAGCAGAAGAGAGAGUGUGAGGAUCAGCUUGGAGAAAGCAAAGACUGUAGUUGAGCAGAACUUGAAGAAGAAGAAGAGCAAAGGGAAUAGAAGCUUAAUUGAGGAAUUGAGCUGAUGUUUUCUUCAAUGUAAUUACAAGUUCACCACAAAAUAAAGAUAUUUCUGAUUACCUGAA